GAUGUCUUGAAAUUCAUUCAAGAGAGUUUGUUUGUGUGUGAUUUCGGCCUCAUAAAACUUUAUUGUUUCUGUUUUUGUGAGAAGAGAGUGAAAAGAUGUCUUGCUGUGGUGGAAACUGUGGGUGUGGAUCUGGUUGCAAGUGCGGCAGUGGAUGUGGAGGAUGCGGCAUGUAUCCUAAUCUUUCUUUCUCCGGAGAGAUCACCACCACUGAAACACUGGUGAUAGGAGUUGCUCCUCAGAAGGGAUACUUCGAAGGUGGUGAGAUGAACGCUGGAUCCGAGAAUGGCUGCAAAUGUGGAUCAAACUGCACCUGUGAUCCAUGCAACUGCAAAUGAGAUGGACCUAAAUUCCUAUAAAUAAUCUUAUGUUUGUGGGAGUGUUUGUAGGCUUGAAUCUGGAUCUUAGAAUAAGUGGGCCAUGUGUUUCUAUGAUGUGAUCAUGGUCCUGAAUCUCUUAAGCAGCCUUUGAUGUUAGUUUGGAUGUUUUCUAGUGUACAAAAUCUCCCAUGGUAUGAAAUGAUGGAGCUACGUUAUGUUUGAAGGACUUUCUAUGAAAGAAAUUGCUUGUUUCUAGUA
Messenger RNA from Magnolia sinica, 575 nucleotides. RefSeq names its product metallothionein-like protein type 2. NCBI's taxonomy places the organism in Eukaryota, Viridiplantae, Streptophyta, Magnoliopsida, Magnoliales, Magnoliaceae. The record is from RefSeq and is a predicted model, not a curated record. The transcript is spliced from 3 exons. Gene Ontology annotation, molecular function: metal ion binding. The coding region runs from base 96 to 335 and encodes 79 amino acids.